Bombyx mandarina (wild silkworm) is the source of this 2244-nucleotide messenger RNA. RefSeq names its product serine protease inhibitor 3. NCBI's taxonomy places the organism in Eukaryota, Metazoa, Arthropoda, Insecta, Lepidoptera, Bombycidae. The record is from RefSeq and is a predicted model, not a curated record. Gene Ontology annotation, molecular function: serine-type endopeptidase inhibitor activity.
UAUUCUUUUUAUUUCAUUCAGAAACAAAAUCCAGAAUACGUCUUGAAUCUCGGCAGCAGAAUUUACAUAGGGGACUAUGUUUUGCCGAGACAGAGAUUCGCUGCGAUCGCCGAGGAGUUCUACAAAACGGAAAUCAGAGGCAUUGAUUUUUACAAUCCACCCGAAGCGUCUAAACAGAUCAACGCCUGGGUCUCUAACAUAACUCACGGGAAAAUACCCGAUUUAGUCGAUGAUGAUGACGUAUCUGGAGUUGUUGCGAUAAUCCUCAACGCUUUAUACUUCAAGGGCUCUUGGCGACAUCAAUUUCCUACAAAUGCCACCAAAUCUGCACCUUUCUUCGUCACACCGGACCUUCAGAAACCAGUUUUGUUUAUGAACAUCAAAGAAAAGUUCUAUUUUACGGAGUCAGCAAAUUUCGACGCAAAAAUCCUGAGAAUGCCUUACAGGGGUAACAAAUUCGCCAUGUUUAUAAUAGUACCGAAUUCGUUGACCGGCUUGUCCCGUAUUAUGAACGGUCUGAGCGAUCUUCAUCUAGAAAUGAAUAAUUUACAAGAGAGAACGGUUGAUGUUACCAUGCCGAAAUUCCAGUUCGAUUACACAUCAAAACUUGAGUCAGUACUGAAGGAAUUGGGCAUCAGACAAGCUUUUGAGGAAACCGCGUCGUUUCCUGGUUUAGCCCGAGGACAACUUCUUCAUCAAAGACUAAGAGUGUCCAAGAUCGUGCAAAAGUCUGGUAUAGAGGUCAACGAAAUUGGCAGUAUCGCUCAUUCUGCUACAGAAAUAGGAAUAGUGAACAAGUUCGGUGAGGACGACGAAAACGACUAUGAAGUGGUGGUUAACAAGCCGUUCCUGUUCUUCAUACAAGACGAGUACACGAAACAAUUGCUUUUUACGGGAAGAGUCUCCGAUCCUUCGAUAGUCGAUGGGGAUUAUAAAGUACUAUUCGUAACUUUCGCCAGCCUUCAGACAUUGGAUUGUCUUGAUACACGAGCACUGUACUCCAGAUUGAACUUCUUCGAUAUUGAUUUGCUGAAGUACUCGGCUGAGAAUAAACAUGGCAAUGUGAUGGUAUCGCCGGCAAGUAUAAAAUCUACGCUAGCCAUGUUGCUGGAAGGAGCUACGGGGGAGACGGCAGACGAAAUAAGAAGUGCUUUGAGACUUUCGUCAGUGAAAGACGAUUUGAGGGAGCAAAUGAAUCUUUAUUUAAAGGCUUUACAUUCAAAUUCAACAGAAACCGUUUUAGAAAAUGCGAAUGCAAUAUUCGUUUCCAAUAAAUUAAGACUCAAGAAAGAUUACGAGACAAAUCUGCGGUAUGUGUAUUUCUCGGAAGCUGUACCAGUGAACUUUGGUAACAACGGAGUCGUAGCACAGCAAAUAAACGCCUGGGUUAACGGAAAAACCAAAGGACUCAUCCCUUCUAUUGUAGAUCAAGCGCAAAUCAACGCUUUGACAGAAAUGAUUGUGACAAAUGCCCUGUACUUCAAGGGUUCUUGGAUGCAAGCCUUCAAUCCUAAGUUUACACGCCCGGCUUGCUUCUACAACAAGGGAGUUUGCCAUAAUGUGGCCAUGAUGGAACUUCAAACAGAUAUACAAUACGCUUAUGUGGAUAACUUGAGGGCACAUGCCGUGGAGUUGCCGUAUGCGGGUAAGCGUUACUCUAUGAUCCUUUUGGUGCCAAUAGAACGCGAUGGCUGUGCCGCCCUCAUCAGAGAUCUGCCAUUCAUGAGUCUACCUCAAAUAUCCGAUCUUCUGGAAUCAACCGAAGUUCAGUUGUCCCUGCCCAAAUUCACAGUGGACUACAAUGAAGACAUAAUACAAGCUUUGAAAAGUAUGCGCAUCAACGCCCUUUUCUCACCGUCGGUAAACCUCUCCGGCAUCUUUGAAGGCACAACUCCGUAUGUUAGCAGCCUAUAUCACAAAGUGCACAUGUCAGUGGAUGAGCAGGGGACUGUAGCUGCCGCGGCGUCCGCAGCCAUGGUUGUGCCGCUCAUUAAUGAUGGCGUAGAACUAAGGGUCGAUCGACCCUUCGUUUUCUUCAUUAGAGACAAUAAGCUUGGCUUGGUGUUAUUUGAAGGGAAGAUUGACGAGCCCACAGAAUAUGUUGAGAAGCCCAUCAACUAUCGAGUUAAAACAUCACGACCAUUUUUUGGAUUCUUUUGAACCAGUGAAAUAGGUACAUAUGGAAUUAUAUUGAAAUCAUCACUGUGAAAUGUACAAAAAUAUUUUAAUAUAGAAUUGCUAUAU